AUGAACACUUGUAGAAUUGUCUUUAUCAUGGAGAAGUGCAAAGGAAACUUAAGAGGCCACCUCUUCAGUGAACUGGAGUCACCGCCUGGUAGAUCUGAAAAUCCUACUACCGUCGAAGAAGUAUGCCGCUGGGCAGAACAGAUCAUUGAUGGGUUGGCUUACAUUCACGCAAAGGGAGUUGUGCACGGAGACCUAAAGUUGGAAAACAUUUUGGUAUGAAGCUAGAAUAUUUUAUCGUGAUUGUAAUUGUAAAGUCGUUUGAUCAUGUAUGCAAACUGGAGUGCAUGCUAGGGUACAAGGGAAAUAUCUUGCAGUGAAGUCUUCUCUGUGGAUGAAAUUAAUUUGAAUGCCAAAAUUUGGAAGGCGGUCGGCCGUAACCAUUGUUUGUUGUCACACUUUGUAAUACCUAUGGCACAUUGUAACAAAAUUAUCGCACUUUGUAAUAACAGACCAUCGCACUUUGUAAUAAAAUAAUCUGUCUCACUUUGUUAAUAACAGUUGUCGCAAUAGUGCGACACUAAUAGUAAUAAUAACGACGAUGAUGAUAAUGAUUGUGGCACCGUGUUGUGCUCGAUGUUUGUGUUUUUUGGUUCUAUGAAAUAUUAGUAUGGCGCUUAUUCAUGGUAACAAACACUAAAAUCUCGCUAUAUGGUCAUUUUCUCGCAGGUAAUAAAUGAUACCGGAUUUCUUCGUUUCCCGUGCAACUAGUAAACUUGACAGUUUAGGAGAUCUUUUGUUAGUAUCAUUGUACUUAAGACUUGCUUUUCGUGUUUUCAUUUUUUUACUUUUUGUUAUCUUAUCUAGGCUACACUUUGCGAUGUCUCAAUUUCUGAUUAUUAUAAAUCUAUUUUGUUUCAUGUCGGUUCUAGCGCAAUUGGCGGUCAUUGUGGCACAAUGACGACGUGGGCAAAUGGUUUGCAAUAGUGUGAUACUAACAGUAAUAAUAACGAUGCUGGUGAUAAUGAUUGUCUGAUAAUGAUAAUGAUUGUGGCACCGUGUUGUGUUCGAUGUUUGUACUUUUUGAUUCUAUGAACUAUUAGUAUGGCACUAAAAUCUCGCUAUAUCUCUGGUCAUAUUCUCGCAGGUAAUUAAUGAUACGGGAUUUCUUCGUUUCCCAUGCAACUAGUAAAACUUUCAAAAUAGUUUUCUUGACUGUCAAGGAAACCUUUUCGGAAAACCCGAUAAUAGGGACAGCAGCUAAAUUCCAAUACAAAUUCCCAUAACUACGGACUCUAGCUGUUAUGGACACUAUCUCAUAGUCUCAUGGUCUCGAGGUCGUUCGCAUAGAAAGAGUGGUACUUUCCUACAGAGAUCUUGAAGCCGGAGGGCCGCAGUUUAUGUAAACACUUUCCUCCGCCCCCACUUGAGAAACUGGUGCACAAAACCGUUCAGUGGAAUAUUAUUAUUAUUAUUAUUGUUGUUGUUAUUGUUAUCGAUGAUGAUACUUAUUAUUAGGUUUUCUUGUCCUCCGACCAUCCAUUUUAAGUUUAUUACAAAGUGCGACAAGUGUUAUUACAGAGUGCGACAGGACGGAUGUUUUGUCUCUUUCUCCUUUAGUAAACAAACAGCUAAUCGAUUUCAAGGUAUCGGAAGAGAGGGCUGCGAAGGUCUAUUCCUAGGUUAAAAACGCGCGCGCGAACGUUCAAGGGAAAGGUCUUAUAAUGAUCUGAAGUAGGUGGAGCCUAUAAUGGUUAUGGGCUCCCGGUCUGGAAUGAGGGUAUAUCACGCCGGCGCUACGCGCCUUUCAAAACCGAUUUUGAAGAUAAAAAACCCGACUACUUUGCAGUCUAGUUGUGCUGAUCGAGUGCCACUUUUCUUUUGAGUGCCCAUUUUUUAGGGGCGGGGGUUGGUGGGGGUGUUUUUUUUACUCCGAAGUAAAUCUCAAUUAACGUAAAAUAUCAGUUGGUUUCCUUGGAGUGGUAAUGAAAAGUCGAUUGUGAUACGAAGUGACUCUGAGGAUAAGGAGUUGAUCAUAGGCGUUGUCCGGGGUAGUCCACUGUCAAGCAGCAUGGAAGUUGUUUAAAAGCAUUUACCUAGACUUGCCUACAAGUCGAGCUCAAAUGUUUCACGAGCGCGAUGCCCAAGCGGUGGAUAUUUUAUGUUUUCUGCGGCAAAGUUUCUCGUUGGUCCCAACUACCGGAACCGGAAAUGAGAUAAGAAAGUCUGGCAUUUACCGUGCGAGCAGAGGUUUCUGUCUGGUAUGGCUUUUGGCGUAGGCGACGCGAACGACUUGGUAAACGCUAAAAGCCAUGCCAGAGGGAAACCUUUGCUCGCAGGGUAAAUUACGUUCCUAGUUUAAUGGCCUUUGCUUACACGUAACUAUCAAACCCUCAGUCGGAUCUACAGGGGGGGGGGAUGCCACCCCACCCCCUUUAAGACUUUUCUUAGUCUUCUCCUAGAGGAAAAAACAUCAGGACCUGAUUUUUUCAGUAGCUGUUCGUUCAUUCCUUGAGCACAUUUUGAGUCAAGUUCAGUAAUGAUCAGUUUCUAUGGUUACGAGAUAUGACGCCAUAAGUGGGAGGCGGUCAAGCCAUUUUCGAGUGAAAUUACAUGUUUUUCAAAUUCUUUCAACAAUAAAAGUAAAUCUUGUGGCUAAAAUCAUGCAAAGUGCUUAUUUAUGUGUUUUUUUUUUUCAUGUCAAGCAAAAAAACACCAUUUCUCGCGGUUUUAACCUGAUUUCUAAUUCUUGCUAAAAUCCAAGAUGGCGGCCAAGAUGGCGACUAUUGUUGGUGACGUCACGGGCCCCAGCAGCGCCACCACUCAUAAAAUAUUCCUCAUCUUGUAGAGAAGAUCAAAAGCUUUCCACUGAUGGUAAAAUCGUUUCGAAAUACUGCAACAUAUCAAAAACUCUGGGGGGGGGGGGGUCCAUUCACCCCCCUUGUACCACUGUGGGGGUAUGAAUUGGGGUGUACGUCCAAGGGUUAAUGUAGAGUAUCUGGACUAUCAACCAGAAGGUCAAAGGUUCAACUCUUGUUGAAAGAACUCGGAAUUUUCCACUCGACUCGCCGGCGUCACAAACCAAAAAAGAAAAUUUUUUGUCUGAACGAUUGCACUAUUUUUUUGUAACAUAAUGCAUUGUUCCUUUAAAGUUGUCUGAAUAUAACACAGUGAAGAUUGCUGACGUUGGCCUGGCUAAAGCAGAAAUAGACAUCACCAGCACCUUUAGAGGAAUACCUGUUUAUAGGGCACCUGAAGUGUUUCAUUCUCAACGGUACGACUCCAAGGCAGACAUCUACAGCUUAGGGCUGUUAAUGUGGGAGAUGUGGUAUGGGCAUCGGGCCUUUGCUGACGCUCCAGGGACUACACUGCACGAUUUCUUUGACUGGGUGGAUGAAGGAAACCGUCCAGGUCACAAGCCGGGCUUCGAGACGCCUCCACCCUGGUGGGAACAGUUGAUGCCACAGUGUUGGGACAGUAAUCCAGACAAACGCCCCACAGCCACGAAAUGUAUUGUAGUGUGUAACUGGUCCUGA
Messenger RNA from Porites lobata, 3473 nucleotides. The record is from the annotation of a GenBank genome assembly. Lineage: Eukaryota; Metazoa; Cnidaria; Anthozoa; Scleractinia; Poritidae.